Molecule: messenger RNA, 1158 nt
Organism: Acanthamoeba castellanii str. Neff
Lineage: Eukaryota; Discosea; Longamoebia; Acanthamoebidae
Exons: 3
Coding region: 1-1158 (385 amino acids)
Source: RefSeq, a predicted model, not a curated record
AUGCUCAACCGCCGCACCCAACAGACCGAUGCUCAUGAGAUCUGCCGCAGGGCCACGAACAUCGUGAAGAAGAAGAACCUGCAGGACAGGGAUCUGCCCCUAGCGCACUCGCGCAUCCGCGACGAGGUUUGCUACAAGUUCGGCGAAGAGGACCAGCGUGCCUGCCACAUGUUCCUGAAGCACUACGGUGACGAUUUGGAGGAUAUGCUGAGCAGCAGGAAGAGGCUGAGCUCCGACGAGAUCUGCGACCGUCUCGACGUGACCGACCUCACGGACUACACGGCCGCGUCGGCCGGCGUGCUGGGCGCCGUGGGCUCCAAGAUGAGCGACAUGGCCAAGACCGUGUACGAGAAGGGCGAGGACCUGGCCGAGCGGGCCAUGGGCAAGACCCGCGACGCCGAGGGGUGGGUCGUGGAGAAGGGCGAGCGCGCCUGGGAGGGCAUCAAGGACAUGGGCGGCCGAGCCAAGGAGGAGGCCCGCGAGGACAUCGACGACAUGAGCGACAAGGCCCGUCGCACGGGCCGCCAGGUGCGGGACUCGGCCCAGCGCCGCAGCCGCGACCUCAAGGAAGAAGCCGACGAGCUGUGGGAGGAGGGCAAGGAGAAGAUGCGCGACGUCGGCGACCAGGCCCGCAUGAAGCGCCGCCAGUCGCAGGAGUGGCUGAGCGAGGAGGGCAAGGACCUGCGCCGCAGCGCGCGCGACCUCAAGGACAACGUCAAGGACAAGGCCGACGCCGCGGGCCGCAAGCUGCGUGAGAGCGGCGAGUACGUGGUCGACGCCGCCAAGGACAAGGCCCAGCGCGCCGGGAAGACUCUCAAGGAGACCGAGGAGGACCUCAUGCGCAAGGGCGAGGAUCUGGGCUACAAGGCCCGCAGGAAGAGCCGCGACAUGGGCGACUCGAUGCGCGAGGCCAAGGAGGACGCCAAGGAGUCGCUCGAUGAGGCCAGGCGCCUGGGCAAGAAGAAGUCCCGGGAGCUCAAGUACGAAGGCGAGGACAUCGCCAACCGCAUGAAGCGCGCGGGCGAACGCACCAAGGCCCAGCGCGAGGAGGAGGAGGGCGUCAUGGACAAGCUCGGCGACAAGAUCAACGAGCUCAAGACCGACGCCGCCGAGUGGUGGCGCGGCACCACCCCCAGCCACAGGAACAAGGACAACUAG